ACAUGGCGGUGGAGUGGAGCGGACGGAGCUUCACGGGAACUUUGCUCCUCUUUUCCUGCGUGUUCGUGGGCAGCCGCGCCGAGGCGGCGCUCCCGGAGGCGCCCAACGCCACCCUGAUCCUCGGCAUGCGCCUGGAGAGGACCGACAAGCCGUCGGAGACCACCGCGGAGGGGGUGAUCCAGGUGACCGAGGGGAGCGACACCUUCAUGCGCUUCUACGGACUCCGCUUGUUCCCGAACACCUCGGAGCUCAUCCGGUUCGCCGAGCUGCCCUCCGGCGAGGCGGACGACGACGACGCCGUCCUCGACACCGCCAAUAGGACUUGUCCCGAAUACACUAAAGACAUCACGGUGAAGGGCCCCAUGGAGGUGCGGAACCAGAACACCGCCGGGGUGGUCCGGCUCAGCAUCCGGCAGCUCCGGAAGAGCGAGGCGGUCAAGCUGUUCGGGCUGUGCGUGCUGGACCGCCGGGACCAGCGCUGGUACCUGCUGGACGAGGAGGACGGCCGGCUGCGCGUGGUGGAGGUGAAGAAGUCGCUGCUGCCCAUCUGGCUGCAGGUGAUCCUGAUCUCCUUCCUGCUGGUGCUGUCCGGGAUGUUCAGCGGGCUGAACCUGGGACUGAUGGCGCUGGACCCCAUGGAGCUGCGCAUCGUGCAGAGCUGCGGCACCGACAAGGAGAAGAAGUACGCCCGCAAGAUCGAGCCCAUCCGCCGCAAGGGCAACUACCUGCUGUGCUCGCUGCUGCUGGGCAACGUGCUGGUCAACACCACGCUCACCAUCCUGCUGGACGACCUGAUCGGCUCGGGGCUGGGCGCCGUGGUCGCCUCCACCAUCGGCAUCGUCAUCUUCGGCGAGAUCGUGCCGCAGGCGCUGUGCUCGCGCCACGGCCUGGCCGUGGGCGCCAACACCAUCGCGGUGACCAAGCUGUUCAUGCUGCUCACCUUCCCGCUGUCCUGGCCCAUCAGCAAGAUCCUGGACUGCGUGCUGGGCCAGGAGAUCGGCACGGUGUACAACCGCGAGAAGCUGGUGGAGAUGCUGAAGGUGACGGAGCCCUACAACGACCUGGUGAAGGAGGAGCUCAACAUGAUCCAGGGCGCGCUGGAGCUGCGCACCAAGACGGUGGAGGACGUCAUGACGCCCAUCGGCAACUGCUUCAUGAUCCACAGCGACGCCGUGCUGGACUUCAACACCAUGUCGGAGAUCAUGGAGAGCGGCUACACCCGCAUCCCCGUGUACGAGGACGAGCGCUCCAACAUCGUGGACAUCCUCUACGUCAAGGACCUGGCCUUCGUGGACCCGGACGACUGCACCACCCUGAAGACCAUCACCAAGUUCUACAACCACCCGGUGCACUUCGUCUUCCACGACACCAAGCUGGACGCCAUGCUGGAGGAGUUCAAGAAAGGGAAGUCCCACCUGGCCAUCGUCCAGAAGGUCAACAACGAGGGCGAGGGAGACCCGUUCUACGAGGUUCUGGGUCUGGUCACCCUGGAGGACGUCAUCGAGGAGAUCAUCAAGUCGGAGAUCCUGGACGAGUCCGACCUCUACACCGACAACCGCACCAGGAAGAAGGUGGCGCCCAGUAAGACCAAGAGAGACUUCUCUGCCUUCAAGCACGAGAGCGAGUCCAAGGUGAAGGUGUCCCCCCAGCUGCUGCUGGCCGCCCACCGCUUCCUGGCCACAGAGGUCAGCCUGUUCAGCCCGUCUCAGAUCUCGGAGAAGGUUCUCCUGCGGAUCCUGCGCCACCCCGACGUCAUCCAGGAGAUCAAGUUCAACGAGAACGACAAGCGCUCGGCGCAUCACUACAUCUACCAGCGGGGCAAAGCCGUGGACUACUUCAUCCUCAUCCUGCAGGGCCGGGUGGAGGUGGAGGCGGGGAACGAGAACAUGAAGUUCGAGACGGGACCCUUCUCCUUCUACGGCGUGAUGGCGCUCAGCGCCCCCACCCUGGAGUUCCGGUCGCCGUCCCACCUCAGCGGCCUGAACCGGACCGCCUCGCUGAGCGGCGCCGACCGGACCGAGUCGCUGUCGGCGAGCGGGAGCAGCAGCCAGCUGAGCGGCCCGCCGGCGCAGCAGUACACCCCCGACUUCUACGUCCGGGCGCUCACCGACCUGCAGUUCGUCAAGAUCACUCGAGCUCAGUACCAGAACGGCCUGAUGGCGUCCCGCCUGGACAGCACGCCACAGUCCCCCGAGAGCGGCCACAACAGCACGGGCCUGGACCAGACCCCCCCGGCCCAGGAGCCCGUCCCCGCCCCCGCCCCCGCUGCCACCGACCCCACCAUCAUGGACCUGGGAGUCGAACCUACGCCCACGGAAAACGGGCCGGAUGAGACCACCCUGCUGCUGAACGAGCAGAACUCGCCGCACACGGCCAACCACCACCACCACGGCGGGCUGGAGAACAGCGUCUGACCCCCCAGACCCCCCCAGACCCCAAGACCACAGCCCCCGAUCCACAUCCCCACCCGCCCUCACACCUGCACUACUGCACCCGGGUGUGUGCGGAGGAGGAGAGGAGUGUGUGUGUGUGUGUGUGUGUGUGUGUGUGUGUGUGUGUGUGUGUGUGUGUGUGUGUGUGUGUGUGUCUGUGUGUGUCUGUGUGUCUGUGUGCCUGUGUGUCUGUGUGUCUGUGUGUGUGUGUGUGUGUGUGUGUGUCUCUAAUUCACUGUCCCUAAACAGACUCAGGGAGACUCCGCCCUCCUCCUCUUUGCCCCGCCCCUCUAUAAUGUACAUACAUGCAAGUGUGGUGGAAACCCCCCAGAGCCCCCCCUUCAGACUGCCCCCCCCAGACUGCUCACGCCCGCCGCAUGUGUAGCACACCCCCCCCCCCCAUACAGCUAGAAGACCAAGAGGACGGGAGUCCAGAUGAAGACAUUCAUGUGGAGAAGAGACUUUAUUGUGGAGCAGAAACCGCAGCUGAUAGUCCUGAUCCUCCUGAUGAUCCAGGGAGCCCUGGUCCCCCUGGUCACCCUGAUCACCCCGGUCCCCCCGGUCACCCUGAUCACCCCGGUCCCCCCAGGACCCGGCAGGUCAGGACCGGUCAACACUCCAGACUGAGAGACGAGAGCAGCUCGUCCUCUGAAGCUGACAUGUCGGAUUUAACUGAAGCGUUGAGAUGAGUCCAGUCUGACCUGGAGGGAGGCGGCUGUCUGGACCAGCCUGAACCUGUCUGGACCAGCCUGAACCUGUCUGGACCGGUCUAAACCGGUCUGAACUGGUCUGAACCAGUCUAAACCAGUCUGAACCAGUCUGCACCAGUCUGGACCAGUCUGGACCGGUCUGGACCGGUCUGAACCGGUCUGAACCGGUCUGAACCGGUCCAAUGCGACUGUUUUUCCCGCUGCAGCUCCGGUCUGGGAUGAACUGACUGGAACGUCUCCGUGGUCUCGGCUCCAUGGAUCAUUUCAGAGGAUCCGGUUUUGAUCACCUGAUCGGUCCAGAUCGCCGUCUCCUGCAGGGACACCGUUUAUUUUCCACGUGACUGUUUGAGGGUUCAAUUCCCAGUUUCCUGCCCCGAGCCUUUUUCCCCUGAGCUGUAAAGAGAUUCACCGCUGGUGGACUGUUUGAACUGUGGACAGUCUGUCUGCUCUGUGGACAGUCUGCUCUGUGGACUGUCUGCUCUGUGGACUGUCUGCUCUGUGGACAGUCUGCUCUGUGGACAGUCUGCUCUGUGGACAGUCUGUCUGCUCUGUGGA
This is a messenger RNA of Salarias fasciatus (jewelled blenny), 3697 nucleotides long. Its product is annotated as metal transporter CNNM4-like. The record is from RefSeq and is a predicted model, not a curated record. Gene Ontology annotation, biological process: magnesium ion homeostasis; magnesium ion transport. Gene Ontology annotation, molecular function: sodium ion transmembrane transporter activity; magnesium ion transmembrane transporter activity. Lineage: Eukaryota; Metazoa; Chordata; Actinopteri; Blenniiformes; Blenniidae. Gene Ontology annotation, cellular component: plasma membrane. The transcript is spliced from 7 exons. Bases 3 to 2414 code for a protein of 803 amino acids.